AUGCAACGUGUCAAAAGCAAACUUGAUGAUCUGCCUUCUACAAAACUCAUUGACUUCCUCAGGUAUGCAUUUUUAAAUGUGGAGAGAAAACACAUGGAGAGAGACGCGUACAGGCCACCAAAUUGCUUUAAUUGUUUUCGUCUUUCAUUUCUAACAGAAGUAAAAUCCAAACGUUGGAGAAAGACAAAAAAGAGAUAGUGGGUGUUUUUGGAAAGACCGGAGCUGGUAAGAGCCUCUUGAUUAAUACCAUCUUGGAUGAGACAAAAUUGCUGCCCUCCGGAAACCAAGGGGCGUGCACCUCGGUCAUGAUUCAGGUGGAGGCCAAUAUGACAGACUCAGACUCAAAAUACAUCGCAGAGAUUGAGUUCUUGACAGAGGAGGUAAUAGCAUCUGUUUUAUCACAAUGUGCAAUUAAUGAAAGUCUUCUUUGAAACAUAUCAAGGCAACCAUAACUACGAUCUGAAUCGAGCUCUGUCAUUGAACCAAUAUACACCUUGCAUUAAUUUAAAAGGAGCAACGAUAAAAGAAACAACAAUACAGUGUUGCUGGGAUGCGUGAUUUGAAGGAGGGUAAAUCACAGUAUACAGAGUUUAUUCCGUAAUCCAGCGUAACCAGUCCAGUGCGCAAAACAGGCACACUGGAUCAAACAUGCACACGGGGAAAAUACCCCAGCAAGACAAAAUACUGAGCUCAACCGAGCUACUAAUCCUCACAAAGAACAAUUACCCACAAGGACAAGGGGGCAGAGAAAACACUUAAACACAUACUAAUGAGGGGAAUAUGAACCAGGUGUGUGUAAUUGACAAGACAAGACAAAUGGAAUGAUGAGAUAUGGAGCGGCGGUGGCUAGAAGGCCGGUGACGACGAACGCCGAAGCCUGCCUGAACAAGGAGGGGAGGCAGCUUGGGAGGAAGUCGUGACAGCACCCCCCCCCCACUGAGGUGGAGAUGCUUCUGUGCGCAACGCCUGCUCUAUAUCCGUGUACAUCAUCCAUACUACCGGCUCCACAAUGCAGGAGGCCGGGAGUUAGGGAGUGUUGACUCUGGGCCUCUCCUCUGUGUCAUACAGCCGUGACAAUGCAUCUGCCUUCACGUUCUUCGUACACGGGAUGUAUGAUAGUGUGAAAUCAAACCGGGUGAAGAAUAAGGCCCACCUGGCCUGGUGAGGAUUCAGCCUCCUCGCUGCCCGGAUGUACUCCAGGUUACGGUGGUCCGUCCAGAUGAGGAAAGGGUGUUUCGCCCCUUCGAGCCAAUGCCUCCACAUGGUCAGGGCUCGGACAACAGCCAACAGCUCCAUAUCACCAACGUUGUAGUUGUGCUCCGCCGGGCUGAACUUCUUAGAGAAGAAGGCACAGGGGCGGAGCUUGGGUGGUGUGCCCGAGCGUGUAGAUAGGACAGCGCCUAUUCCUACCUUGGAUGCAUCCACCUUCACUACGAACGGUAGUGAUGGAUCGGGGUGGGCCAGUACCGGGGCUGAGGGGAACAUACCACUCAGGUUACUGAAGGCCCUGUCAGACUCAGCAGACCGGCGGAGCCGGGAUGGCCCACCCUUCAACAGAGAUGUAAUGGGAGCUGCAACCUUGCCAAAGCCCCAGAUAAACCUCCGACAGUAGUUGGCGAAGCCAAGAAAGCGCUGCACCUCCUUAACUGUGGUUGGAGUCGGCCAAUUACGCAUGGCUGAAAUGCGAUCUCCCUCCAUCUCCACACUUGAGGUGGUAAUGAGGUAUCCGAGGAAGGAGACGGACUGUUGGAAAAACAGACACUUUUCUGCCUUGGCCAUGAAGGUAAUUUUCCAACAGUCGGGCCAGCACUUUGCGAACCAGGGACACAAGCUCGGCGCGCGUAGUAGAAUACAGCAGAAUGUCAUCGAUGUAGACCACUACACCGUGACCAAGCAUGUCCCGAAACACCUCAUUCACAAACGACUGGAAGACGGAUGGAGCAUUCAUCAAACCGUAGGGCAUCACCAGGUAUUCAUAAUGGCCUGUGGUUGUGCUGAAUGCUGUCUUCCACUCAUCCCCCUCUCGGACACGCACCAGGUUUUAGCACUCCGGAGAUCUAAUUUGGUGAAGAAGCGCGCCCCAUGCAUUGACUUGAUCACUGAAGGAAUGAGGGGGAGAGGAUAACUAAAUCGUAUCUUCUCCUUGUUCAGUGAUGGAUAAUAAAUGCAAGGGCGCAGACCGCUGUCUUUCUUCUUCACAAAAAAUAAACUUGAAGAGGUGGGUGAAGUGGAGGGACGUAUAUACCCCUGGCGCAGGGACACUGUGACGUAUGUUUCCAUAGCCUCCAUUUCAGCCUGUGACAGGGGAUACACAUGACUCCUGGGAGGCACAGCGUCUACCCUGAGGUUUAUUGCACAAUCCUUCGUCCGAUGAGGUGGUAACUUGGUUUUCUGUGUUUUGGAAAACGCGUGCACCAAAUCGAGGUAUUCGGGGGGAAUGCGCACGGUGGAGGUACUGUCUGGACUUUCCACCAUGGUUGCACCAACGGAAACACAGAGACACCUACCCUGACACUCUCGCGACAACCCUGUGAGAACCCUCUGUGACCAUGAGAAUAUGGGGUUGUAGAGUGCUAACCAAGGGAUACCUAGUACCAAAGGGAAAGCAGGAUACUCAAUAAUAAAAAACGUGUCUCGUGGGUAACCAUGGUGAUUGGUGCAGUAACUUCCCUAACAAACCCGGACCCUAAUGGUCGACUGUCAAGUGCUCUGAUGGGGAGUGGAAUGGAUAGGGGAACCAAUGAAAUGCCUAGACUGUGUGAGAAUGCCCUGUCCAUAAAGUUCCCAGCUGCGCCUGAAUCGACUAGCGCCUUACACUGGGGAACUACAAUGUGAUCAGGAAAGUGGAGCUGUCGUCCUCCGCUCUCUCGGAUCGCGGCUCCACCCAGCUCCAUUAGCUCGUGAUCCGAGUCGGCUGGGGUGGGAACGGGCAGACCCCCUCCAGGACGUCCUCUGGCCGCCAGCAGGUUGUCCAAAUGGAUGCCCAUGUCCACCAGUUGCGUGAAGGACAACAUGGUGUCCCGGCAAGCUAGCUCCCUUCGGAUGUCCUCCCGGAGAUUGCACCGGAAUUGGUCGAUAAGGGCCCGCUCGUUCCACCCGGACCCAGCUGCUAGAGUCCAAAACUCCAAGGCAAAGUCCUGCGCAGUCCUCAUCCCCUGCCUCGGGUGGACCAGCCGCUCACCCGUCUCUUGACCUUUGGCCGUGUGAUCUAAGACAGCCCGAAAGAGGCGAGCGAACUCCCCGUAGUUGUCCAACGUGGCUCCUCCUUCGUUCCAGACCAUGUUGGCCCACUCCAGGGCUUUCCCCGAGAGGCAGGAGACGAGGGCGGACACCUUCUCCCGCUCCGAUGGGGCCGGCCUGAUGCUGGAGAAGUAGAGCUCCAAUUGGAGGAGGAAUCCUUGGCAGAGAGCAGCUGUCCCGUCAAACUCCCGUGGUCGGGAUAUAUGGAUCCCUCUGGGUGCUGGGGUGUGAAUGGCUGGAUCCGGUUGCCCAGCUGGUCUCGACAGAUUGGGUCCUCUCCUCUCCAGGCAUUGGACGACCUGGAGAACCCGAUCCAUCGCUUCUCCCAAGCUGGCUAGCAUUGUUGAAUGCUCCUGGACCCGUGCCAUGACUCCAGGCAUGCGCUCCUCUCCCGCUGACUCCAUAGUUUGGGUGGGUGAUUCUGUGAUGCGUGAUUUGAAGGAUUCAGGCGCAGGAGGGUAAAUCACAGUAUACAGAGUUGAUUCCGUAAUCCAGCAUAACCAGUCUAGUGCGCAAAACAGGCGCACUGGAACAAACAUGCACACGGGGAAAAUACCCCGGCAAGACAAAAUACUGAGCUCAAUAUGGAGCGGAUAUGGAGCGGCAGUGGCUAGAAGGCCGGUGACGACGAACGCCGAAGCCUGCCCGAACAAGGAGGGGAGGCAGCUUCGGAGGAAGUCGUGACAGUAUCCUAACAUAUUUUUUACUUUUUCUUAUUUCAUUUAACCUUUAUUUAACUAGGCAAGUCAGUUAAGAACAAAUUCUUAUUUACAAUGAUGGCCUACCAACAUCAUUACACAUCACGGCACAGAUUUGGGGUGUUCUCGCUAGAAGCGCUGGUCCUCUUACAUUUUUAUUCCAGGUUGCACAUUUAAAUAUUUAAGGGCAUAUCCGAUGGUUUGCUCUGCCCAUACAGUCACGAGAAUGUCUUAAAUUGAAGGGAAAAGUGAGAUCCGAACACAGUGCAGAAAGAAUGCGGCCAACUUGCAUGCAUUUUAAUACCAGGUGUAAUUGCAAGUAAAUGCGAGGCCAGAGUUCAGAAUGUAAUGCUGUCUGGAUAGGGAUAACGCAAGGUGUAAAUGGGGUCAGUGUGUACAGUUUCUUAUAUGUUUUUUGCAUACUCAAUUGAGAGUGUGUUCCAGGUGUUAUGCAGUAGAUACUGUAGGUAGAUUAGUGGUAGGUCACAGAUAGACAAUACACUUUCACUUCCACACCUCAUCCCUAGGGGCAGUAGCAUCCGGGUCCAGGUGCUGUGCCAGACUUGUUGAUUGGCACGCCAAUGAGUCAUUCUAAUUAGCAUAAUAACAUCCCCAUCAACAUCUGUCUGUUUAAGCUAAAGAAAUCUGGUUUUGUGCAUGGGCUGUGUCUCAAUCCACCGCAUCCGCCGAUGUCGGCCUUCCGCAUCUUUGGUGGAAUGUGGCAGAGCUACAGCAGUGUUUUCCAGACCAUAAGACAUCCUGAAAAUAGGUAGUCUCACGAAAACGUCUGUUGCGUCUGGACGGUUUGUGCUAAAAACUCGAUGGUGUUCUCUGGUUUGCUCUACAACCCCCACAAGCUUCACGGGACUCAUCUGAAGUCGGUCCCGCCAAUGUGCCAACUUCAGUCUGUAGAGUCCAAACGGUUUGGGCUAUCGAAAGCUGAGACACUAAUGAACACCUACGAAGGCACUCACAAUAUAUAUAUAUAUAUAUAUAUAUAUAAGUUUUGAGUGAGGAAAAGAAGGGUUCAAUUCUGGCUUUACUGGCAAAGGGAUACAGUGAGCGUCAGGUUGCUUCCAUCCUUAAAAUUUCAAAGACGGCGGUUCAUAAGAACAAGGUCAAGCAGCAGACAUUGGGGACAACAAAGCUACAGAACGGCAGAGGGCGAAAACGACUCUCUUCUGACCGGGAUGACCGCCAACUCAUUCGAAUGUCACUCAACAACCGUAGGAUGACAUCAAAUGACCUACAAAAAGAAUGGCAAACGGCAGCUGGGGUGAAGUGCACGGCGAUGGCAGUUCGAAACAGGCUCCUAGGGGCAGGGCUGAAGUCGUGCAAAGCUAGAAAAAAGCCCUUCAUCAAUGACAAGCAAAGAAAAGCUAGGCUGAGGUUUGCAAAAGACCAUAUGGAUUGGACCGUAGAGGACUGGAGUAAGGUCAUCUUCUCUGAUGAGUCCAAUUUUCAGGUUUGCCCAACACCUGGUCAUCUAAUGGUUAGACGGAGACCUGGAGAGGCCUACAAGCCACACGCACUGUGAAAUUUGGUGGAGGAUCGGUGAUGAUCUGGGGGUGCUUCAGCAAGGCUGGAAUCGGGCAGAUUUGUCUUUGUUGGUUUUUCCAGCAGGACAAUGCGCCAUGCCACACAGCCAGGUCAAUCAAGGUGUGGAUGGAGGACCACCAGAUCAAGACCCUGUCAUGGCCAGCCCAAUUUCAAGACCUGAACCCCAUUGAAAACUUCUGGAAUGUGAUCAAGAGGAAGAUGGAUGGUCACAAGCCAUCAAACAAAGCCGAGCUGCUUGAAUUUUUGCGCCAGGAGUGGCAUAAAGCCUUCAACUGCUCUUAAACACUAGUAAAACUAAAUGCAUGCUUUUCAAUCGAACACUGCUAGCACCCGCCCACCCGACUAGAAUCACCACUCUCGACGGGUCUGACCUAGAGUAUGUGGACAACUACAAAUAUCUAGGUGUCUGGUUAGACUGUAAACUCAACUUCCAGACUCACAUAAAGAAUCUCCAAUCCAAAGUUAAAUCUAGAAUCGGCUUCCUAUUUCGCAACAAAGCCUCCUUCACUCAUGCUGCCAAACAUGCCCUCGUAAAACUGACUAUCCUACCGAUCCUUGACUUCGGCGAUGUCAUUUACAAAAUAGCCUCCAACACUCUACUCAGCAAAUUGGAUGUAGUCUAUCACAGUGCCAUCCGUUUUGUCUCCAAAGCCCCAUACACUACCCACCACUGUGACCUGUACGCUCUUGUUGGCUGGUCCUCACUACAUGUUCGUCGUCAAACCCACUGGCUCCAGGCCAUCUAUAAAUCACUGCUAGGCAAAUCCCCGCCUUAUCUUAGCUCAUUGGUCACCAUAGCAGCACCCACCCGUAGUCUGCGCUCCAGCAGGUAUAUCUCACUGGUCAUUCCCAAAGCCAACACCUCCUUUGGCCGCCAUUCCUUCCAGUUCUCUGCUGCCAGUGACUGGAACGAAUUGCAAAAAUCUCUGAAGCUGGAGACUCUUAUCUCCCUCAAUAACUUUAAGCAUCAGUUGUCAGAGCACCUUACCGAUCACUGCACCUGUACACAGCCCAUCUGAAUUUAGCCCACCCAACUACCUCAUCCCUAUAUUGUUAUUUAAUUUGCUCUUUUGCACCCCAGUAUCUCUAUUUGCACAUAAUCUCUUGCACAUCUAGCAUUCCAGUGUUAAUACUAUUGUAAUUAUUCUGCACUAUAGCCUAUUUAUUGCCUUACCUCCAUAACUUGCUACAUUUGCACACACUGUAUAUAUAUUUUCUGUUGUAUUUCUGACUUUAUGUUUUUUUUUUUUACCCCAUAUGUAACUCUGUGUUGUUUUUAUUGCACUACUUUGCUUUAUCUUGGCCAGGUCGCAGUUGUAAAUGAGAACCUGUUCUCAACUGGCUUACCUGGUUAAAUAAAGGUGAAAUAAAAAAAUAAAUAAAAAAAAUAAAGUCACCCAACAUCAAUGUGAAAGACUGGUGGAGAGCAUGCCAAGACGCAUGAAAGUUGUGAUUGAAAAUCAGGGUUAUUCCACCAAAUAUUGAUUUCUGAACUCUUCCUAAAACAUUAGUAUUGUUUUGUUUAAAAAUGAACAUGAACUUAUUUUCUUUGCAUUAUUCGAGGUCUGACACUGCAUAUUUUUUUGAUAUUUUGACCAGUUGUCAUUUUCUGCAAAUAAAUGCUCUAAAUGACAAUAUUUUUAUUUGGAAUUUGGGAGAAAUGUUGUCAGUAGUGUAUAGAAUAAAACAAAAAUGUUAUUUUUACCCAAAGGACCCCUAGACAUUGCAUUGCUAGUGUAGAGUUAAAGUAGGCUGGCUAGGUGGUUUCGUAACACUUAGCUGGCAAAUAGAGAUACAUUAUGUAUUACACAUUUGUUACAGUUUGACAUUUUUAUUAGGAAUGGAAAGAGGAGCUGUGGUCCAUCUUCAGAGACAGAUCUUAUGAGGAUGGAAAUGAUGAAGACCAGGAAAGGGAUGACGAUGAUGAUGAUGAUGAAAAUAUAUCAUCUUUGUAUGGAAAAGAUGGACGUGGGGCAACCUUAGAAGAACUAAUGGACAGGAAGCACUUCAGAGAAAUUCCAGAGUUCUGUUUAUCAGUCAAGAAAAUAUUUCUAUGUGACACAGUAAGUGACAGUAUCAUGCAAGUUAACCUCCGUGAAGAUUGUGUGCUUUUGUUAGGUUCUUUGGUCUUUGUCAAAGUGUUAUUUUAAGAAGAAAACGUGUUUUUUUCAUCAAUGCGUAUAAUGAUGCUUUAUUACAAUUACAGGCUGAAGAACUCUCUGAAAAGAUAACUUGUUACACACGGAGUGACACACAGAGUGAAACAUUUAAAAGACAGUAUUGGCCGCUUGUGAAGUGUAUAACCGUCAAGGUGCCAAACUCCAAAGACCUGCUGGAGCAUGUUGUGCUGGUUGACCUUCCAGGCAAUAGAGACUGCAACAAGAGCAGAGAUGAGAUGUGGAAAUCGGUAAUUAUUUACAAUUCUUAUUGAUGAUGAUUCCAUGUUCUGCUUAGAAUUGUAUUCAUGCAACUUCUAAUUUGGUUGGUGUUAGAUCAACAUCAUAGGUACAGGGCAAAUGGCUGGCUAUAUCUAUGUAUUUUAGUUCAUUUAUAUUUAUGUACAAUUGAUUAAUAAAUACAAAUUAUAUAGGCAUAGCUGCGGAAAGUAGUUUGGGAUGCAGAAGAAAAAAAAUUGCCUGCGCUGAAGACGUCUAUAUCGGUCCCUAAUACAGGACUAGUAAAGGCCCAGUGCACUACUUUUGUGAAAAAAUGUUAACUAAAUGUAUUUAAGUGUUUAACAGCAUUUGAUAACAAAACAGUUAAUCUUAUAAUACAGGUGGAAUAUAAAAAUACUUGCUUAAUAUAGCCUAUGUUUUCCAGUUUCUUGAAAUACGUUGCUAAUGCAAACUUAUUUCUAUGUGAAAACUGAAAUUCCUUUCCCAUUUUAGUAGACUCUCUUCUCCAGAGCAACUUCCAGUAGUGAGUGCAUACAUUUUCAUACUGGUCCCCUGUGGGUAUCGAAACCACAACCCUAGCAUUGCAAGCGCCAUGCUCUACCAACUGAGCCACAUCAUCACAUCACAUCAUCACAAACCACUUGAUGUCUCAAUGUGCUCAAUUACUGUAUUGUGCAUUGUUUUUCUUCAUGUUGAUGGAAAGUCUACAGGUACAAACCUAGCUGACCAGCCUAUGUAUAAUACAGUAAUGUAUAUUUACAUUAAGUGGUUUGUAAGGAUGGUACAUUAAUACUGCACAAAAGGUGGUUGUUUUCUAUGUUAUUUGAAAAAAUAUAUAUAUUUAAUUUGAUGUGGAUGCUUUGUGUCUUUGCCUAUAACUUUGCACCUUUUGAUGUAAAUGUUUGAGGACAGGAUUUUGUUCAUUCUGGAUUCCAUUAGAAUGACAAUAGCAGAGAAAGGGACAGGGCAACAACUCUUACAAUUCAAACUAUAAUCCUGCAAGAUACUGUUCUUAAUUAUAUAACUACUUUUUUUGCCAAAGCAGAGGUGCUGAAAAAAUGUAUUAGCCUUUUUUUCUCCAAAUAUAAGUAAUUAUUUUUUGAAACCAUUUAAAAAGAAAAUGCACCCUCAGCACCCCUACUUCCCCUGGCUAUGUAUGUAGGCCUAUGAAAGCUAUGUAUGUAGGUGUCACGCCCUGGCUCUGGGACUCUGUUAUGUUGAGCCAGGGUGUGUUGUUUCUAUGUGUUUUGUGUUCUAGGUUGAUUAUCUAGCUCAUGUGUUUCUGUGUUGGCCGGGGUGGUUCUCAAUCAGAGGCAACGAGUAUCAGCUGUUGCUUGUUGUCUCUGAUUGGGAACCAUACUUAGGCAGCCUGUUUGCCACAGUGUUUUGUGGGAUCUUGUUCUGUGUUGGUUUUGUAUUGUAACCAAGGACUUCACGUUAUCGUUUUGUUCGUGUGGUGAAUCUGAAUAAAAGUAUGUUCACUUAUCACGCUGCGCAUUGGUCCACUCUUCAACGAUCGUGACAGAAGAUCCCACCAUAACUGGACCAAGCAGCGUGUCCAGGAGCCAACGCCAGAGGUGAAUCUAAUGGAUGUCCACCUCGACUGGGUCAAGCAGCGUGUCCAGGAGCCAAUGCCAGAGGUGACUCUAAUGGAUGUCAACCUCGACUGGGUCAAGCAGCGUGAGGAGGAGAGAGGUUGGACUUGGGAGCAGAGGAUGGAGAGUCUGGAGAGAGCCAUGGAGGCCAUAGCCACGGGGGAGAGACAAACCCAAUACAUUUUUAGGGGGGGGCUCACAUCGUGGACGACGGGGCUGCUGGAGGCAGAUAAGGGGCGAGUUAGUGGACGAGGAGAGAAGGCCACCGGGUUACGGGAGCCAUUGGCGAGUAGAGGGAAGGAACAUGUAGAGGCACGGCGAGAGGUACUGAGGUGUGUUGCCAGUCCGGUCCGGCCCGUUCCUGAUCCCCGGGUAAGGCCAGUGGUGUGUGUUCCCAGUGCGGUCCGGCCUGUUCCUGUCCCUCGCACCAAGCCUGUGAUGCGCGUCGCCAGCCCGGUCCGGCCUGUUCCUGCCUCUCGCACCAAGCCUAUGGUGCGCGUCGCCAGCCCGGCCCGGCCUGUUCCUGCUCCCCGCACCAAGCCUAUGGUGCGCGUCACCAGCCCGGCCCGUUCCUGCUCCCCGCACCAAGCCAAUGGUGCGCGUUGCCAGCCCGGCCCGGCCCGGCCUGUUCCUGCUCCCCGCACCAAGCCAAUGGUGCGCGUCGCCAGCCCGGCCCGGCCUGUUCCUGCUCCCCACACCAAGCCUGUAGUGCGCUUCGUCAGCCCGAUUCGGCCCGUCCCUGCUCCCCGCACCAAGCCUGUAGUGCGCUUCAUCAGCCCGGUUCGGCCCGUCCCUGCUCCCCGCACCAAGCCUGUGGUGCGCGUCGUCAGUCCGGCACAGCCCGUGCCUGGGUCACCGGUGCCUGGUCAGGUACCGGUCAGCUGCUCCACAUCGGAGCCCAAGCAAUCCGCUCCACCGAUGUCCAGUCCAGCUCCAGCCAGCGGGGCCAGACCGGACCAGGGGCGCUACGGAGGGUGGUGGUCAAGCCCGGAGCCGGAACCGCCUCCGAGGAGGAAUGCCCACCCGGCCCUCCCCUGUUUGGUUUAUGUUUGGCGCGGUCGCAGUCCGCGCCUUUGGGGGGGGGGGGGGGGGGGUACUGUCACGCCCUGGCUCUGGGACUCUGUUAUGUUGAGCCAGGGUGUGUUGUUUCUAUGUGUUUUGUGUUCUAGGUUGAUUAUCUAGCUCAUGUGUUUCUGUGUUGGCCGGGGUGGUUCUCAAUCAGAGGCAACGAGUAUCAGCUGUUGCUUGUUGUCUCUGAUUGGGAACCAUAUUUAGGCAGCCUGUUUGCCACAGUGUUUUGUGGGAUCUUGUUUCGUGUUGGUUUUGUAUUGUAACCAAGGACUUCACGUUAUCGUUUUGUUGUUUUUUUUCGUGUGGUGAAUCUGAAUAAAAGUAUGUUCACUUAUCACGCUGCGCAUUGGUCCACUCUCUUCAACGAUCGUGACAGUAGGCCUAUGAAAGCUAUGUUUGAUAUGAAUAAUAUAUUGUGUAUAUUACACCUUUACUGUUGGAACGUUUUAAGUUAAUGUUACACUUCUACAGUUUGUUGGAAACUGCUCUGCUGUGUGGAUUAUAAGUGGCAUUGCAUGAGCAUCUUCAGAAAAGGAAUCAUGGGAGAUUUUAGACAGCACCGUGAGCCUGUUUGGACCUGGUGGAGAAUGUCGAUGCAUCAGUUUCAUCUGCACCAAGACAGACGACAUUGAGGAGAAUCAAAAGGCUGAUGCACGUACCUGUAUUUAGCGCAGAAAUGAAACAACCAAGAAGCAAGUGGGGGACAAAUUCAACAAACAAAAAUAAAUGAAGGUAAAUGAUGUCUGACAUAAAGGAGUAUUCUGUGACUUGUCAACAUGCUAAUACUCUAUGUUGUAGCGGUGAAUAUUUAGUAAUUUCAUGGAAUUCCAUGAGAGCAAAAUUACAUUGUACCGUAAAGCUUUUCAUCAGACAUUUUUGUUGUAUACAGAACAAACAAUUGAGUAAUAGGUACAUAUUUUUAUUUAUAAUAAGUUAAGACAGUUAUUCUAAUCUGGUAUUUAUCAGUCAUAUUCUUCAAAAUCUUCAAAAUAUAUUUGAUUACUUUAAAUUUGUUGAAGCACAACUCCUUGCAUGAGCACAAUGCACAAUGGUUAGACCUUGCAAAAUGUCAGUGUGUGGACUUAAUUGAAUUGGCUGUCAUUGUCUCAUAAACGCCUUUCAGAAACACUUCAGUGGGGGAAAGGAUUUCCUUCAGGUGUUUACUGUGAGUUCCAUGGAAUACCAAAAGGAAAAGCAUUUGCCACAAGAAGAGACCGGUACAAUAACUGAACGUGUUUUUGUAUUCUAGGACAUACACUCUUAGAAAAAACCAUACAGGGUUCUUCGGUUUGUCCCCACAGGGAAACUAUUUUUGGUGCUGGGUAGAACCCUUUGCAGAGGGUUCUAUCUAGACCUCUCUAUGUUGGGUUCUUCAAAGAACCCCUGUAUAUGGUUCUACCUAGAACUCUCUAUGAGGGGUUCUGCCUAGAACCCUCUAUGAAGGGUUCUGCCUAGAACUCAUUUUAUCUGUGGAGGGUUCUGUCUAGAACUCAUUUUAUCUGUGGAGGGUUCUUGCUAGAACCAUCUAUGAAUGGUUCCACCUGCUUUAUUAGCCUUAUUAGCCUUUAAUUGUUAUUAUUUAUAACAACACAUGAAAUAUAUCAUAAAGCCUUUAUUUGAGGGCCUAGUUAUACCCUGACACAGUGGUGUUAGGAAUCUCCUGGUUUACAGGCCACAUCAGGCCUGCAAGUCACAUUAUGCUGUAGCUCAGUUGGUAGAGCAUGGCGCUUGCAAUGCAAGGGUUGUGGGUUCGAUUCCCACGGGGGGCCAGUAUGAAAGAUGUAUGCACUCACUAAUUGUAAGUCGCUCUGGAUAAGAGCGUCUGCUAAAUGACUAAAAUGUCAAUUGGAUCACUAAAAUGCUGGUUUGCAAAGUGAUGUAUAAUUCCUAUUGGAAUCCAGCCAGAGUUAGGAUAUCCAACAAGUGGAAUUGUUAAUCACCCGCAACCUGCAUUCAGAAUGACUGCCAGGGUAGGGAAGACUGAAUACUGAGACUACCUCAAUCAUCCAAACUGGAACAACCAUCUCAGUAACAGGUACAAUAAAUCCAACAGAUUGGAUACGUUUAGAAAACUGUAUGUUAUUUAUGUUUGUGUAGCAUAAAAUGUAUCAACAAAUCAAUGCCACGUUCAGUUAUUGAUAAUGCAAAGAAAACCAGAUAUUACAGUAAAACAAACAAUUCUGAAAAUCUCCCUGCAAUAGAGCAUGCUGGGAAAUAUUACAUAUGGUUCUAUGUAGAACCCCUUCUUACCUGCCAAAGAAUCAUUUUGUAUUCCAUAGAAUCAUCUAAGAACCCUUUCUUCCAAAAACGGUUCUUAGGAUGUUAAAGUUUCUUGGUAGAACCCUUUGCCUUACAAAGAACCAUUGUCUUCCAAAAAGGGUUAUUAUUAUCAAACGGUUCUUGGUAGACCCAUAUCCCGCCGCAAAUAACACUUUUGUAACCCUUUUUUCUAAGCAUGCAGAGACAGAUUACAUCUAAUUGUGUCCUGUAUUUAUAUACCAAUGCUUUCUUUGAGAUUCUUUGUGUGUAUUGUAUUGUAUUGUAAACUGCUUUACAUAGCAACAAACUUCACCUAAGCAGAAUACCUAUUUCAAAAUUACCUUUAGUAUUGAUGGGAAUGUUUCUGUAAACUAUUAGACAAACAAAGUUAAUUACACACGGGACGAACAUGGAGGCAUAAUUAAACAUUGGUACAUCGUUGUUGCUAGGCAAGAACUUAAUGAAUUCCUCUCACUAGGUUUGUGUGUGUGUGUAAAAUGGGCAUCUGACCUGUCAUUGGGUCAAAUUCUACAGUUGUAUUAUAUUAUCUGUGACUGCAACCAGACUAUGACCCUGUGGCUUUCCUUAGGCAUAUACCUGGAAUGAGCCAGGGUUGAACAGAGUUCAGGCUAAACUCUUUGGCUAUCUUCUUGAUUGAUUACAGCAUGACGGGGUAGGUUUGGGGACGUUUGAAAGAUUGAGUGUGGACCUGUCAUGUCCAACAAUCGAUCUUCAGGUCAAGCCAGGGUGAGCCGGGGUUGAACAGAGUUUAAACAAACCAUGAUUAUUUGUACAUGACAAGGUCUUAAUUGAUGGUGGUUGGGGAACACAACAGGGAGGGUUUUUUAGUUAAAAUGUAUGUGUGUAUGACUAUAUAAAUGGAGAGCGGAGCGGUAGAUCCUCUCGGCUUCCGUUACUCUGUGUAAUAAAAGUCUAUCUUGAUUCUACAAAAACUCUGGAAGAACUUUGAUUUUUAAAGUAUAGUGAUAAUUUUCCACAUCAGUAUCUGUCAAAUUAAAACAUGCAAAAUGUCCUAGUCAAGAACAACUCCAAGUGUAACCUGGACAAUAUGAUAGUCAAUAAUGCAGGUUCUUGUUUUCUAUCAAAUAUUUUGGGUAAUGUGUAUACAUACAGCAUGCUAAGUUACCCUCAACAUUUCACUCUAUUGUAAGCAGAUUCAUCUUCUAGGCAAAGAAUAUCUUGCACUUUUGACGCCUACUAAGUACUGAUUAUGCCCAUGAUCAAUAAUUGAGUUAAUCAAACUGAAACAGAAAUAUGAUCAAGUCUUGAAUCCAGGAUAAAUAAUAGCAUCAAAAUAAUGCUGACACCAACCAAAGGUAGAAAUAAAUGUAUUGUUUUUAACUGAUGUUGCAGAAAUACCCAAACUUCACGAAUUACUCAAAAAUCUCAAUGAUCGUCGCACAAAGACUUCAGAUUAUGUUUCUGGAGCCUAUGGGAUCCUCUCUCUGAUACAAGGAGCCAAAAGCAGUGACAUGGUAUUGUACUUUCAGCAGAACAAUAGUAUUUAUCUCAGUUAACAUACCCCUAACAUGUGAAUCAGUGUAUUAUAUUGAUUAUGUUGAGUUUGGAUUUCAGACAGACAGCAAAGAAGAGGUGUGCCAGGUUCUGGAACAGAGGCUCAAGGAGGAGAUCAAGUCCAUUGGUCAAACUAUGGAUGAGGCUUAUGAGACUUUUGAACGAUGCCUCUCAGAAGGAGUUCAACAGUCAGAAAAAUCAUGCGAGAAAUUAAUGAAUAAA
This is a messenger RNA of Coregonus sp. 'balchen', 14577 nucleotides long. The record is from the annotation of a GenBank genome assembly. Lineage: Eukaryota; Metazoa; Chordata; Actinopteri; Salmoniformes; Salmonidae.